AUGGCUUCUCACCUCGGCCAAACAGCAGCAGCAACUGCAGCAGAUGCAGCCACUGCAGCAGCUGCAUGUGCUGCUGUGGUUGCUGCAGUUCCUCGUGUGCGAAUAUCGCGAGAGGAGUUUUGGGCGAUGGAAGGCCCUGUUAUUGGUACUCAUGAUGGACGGUAUCAUUUGGACGAGAUAUUGGCGUGUACGAUGUUACUAUCUUUAAAGGAAUUUAAGAAUAGUCGCAUUUGCCGAUCAAGGGACAACAACGAUCUAGAAAAAUGCAGCAUUUUAGUUGAUGUUGGCGGCGAAUAUAACCUCAAAAAUAACCAUUUUGACCAUCAUCAACGAUCUUUCCAACAGUACUUUGAUUUCGACAGAUUCGCAAGCAGUGGAUCCCAGCGGGGUUGGAAUGGAAAUGGGGAUCGAGAUGGGUCCCAGAACGCAGAGGAGAGCUGCAAGCGGAUGAAGAGGAAGCCAGUGACGAAGUUGAGUAGUGCAGGAUUAAUAUUUCUUCAUUAUGGAGAAAGAAUCCUUAAGGAAAGAUAUGGGGUUGAGGAUCCAGAAUCGGUGCGUCUAUUGAUGUAUGGAGUGUAUGUACACCUGCUGGAAGCAGUAGACGCAAACGAUAACGGUGUUAGCAUUUGUCCCUCUUCUGCUCCUUUAUAUAAAGAAACAACGACCUUGGCAUCAAGGAUAGGUGCCCUUUAUCCUUCAGUGGAUAGAGGGGAAGUGGACGCAGAUGUUAUGGAUGCUGCUUCUGCAUGGGAAUAUCAAUUAUAUGCCUUAGAGGAGGCGUGGAAGCAGGAAGAAAAGGGGGCAGCAGCGUUUGCUGCAGCAGCAGCAGCAAAGGGACAAGGAUGGAUCCCUCCUUGUGCCUUUUUAAGUAUACCAAUAAUAGGGGGAGAUGCAGAGACCCUGUGGGGUUUUAAGAAGGGACUGAAGAUGGCAGAUGAGGCAUUUAGAGACACUGUUUUGUACUUAAGAGACACUUGGCUCCCUUCUAGAUUUACUUUAAAAGAUGCAUUGUUAGACAACAAAGCAGAGAAGAAAUUCAAAGAUGAGGUCAUAGAGUUGAAUCAUUGGAUGCCUAUUGAGGAUCAUUUGUACGACCUUGAGAGGGAGCUUGAUAUGGUUGAUUGUUUCAAGUUUGUGUUAUAUCCAACUACUAAAAGAGACGAGGGAAAGAAUAGUAUUACUACUUGGAGUGUACGUUGUAUCCCUGAAGAACGAGACAAGUUUAAAAGUAGAUUGCCGCUAAAGAAAGAAUGGAGGGGAAUGAGAGACCUCGAGUUAGGACAGGCAGUCUUGCAGCAGCAGCAACAGCAGCAAAAAGCAGUAGCAGCAGCAAGCAGCAGCACCAUCAACAACAACGAAAGCAGCGGGGGUGGUGAUGCUGGUUUAACGCCCGAUGAUUUUGUCUUCUGCCACGCCACAGGAUUCCUUGGCAUUGCAAAGACACGAGCUGCUGCAUAUGAGAUGAUCCGACAGACUGUAGAGGAGUGGCGGAAAGGCGAAGAAACAGCAGCAGCAGCAACUACUAGCAGCGCCUAG
Eimeria maxima is the source of this 1536-nucleotide messenger RNA. Its product is annotated as melanocyte proliferating gene 1, putative. NCBI's taxonomy places the organism in Eukaryota, Apicomplexa, Conoidasida, Eucoccidiorida, Eimeriidae. The coding region runs from base 1 to 1536 and encodes 511 amino acids. The record is from RefSeq and is a predicted model, not a curated record. The transcript is spliced from 5 exons. Gene Ontology annotation, cellular component: nucleus; cytoplasm.